Molecule: messenger RNA, 680 nt
Organism: Pelobates fuscus (common spadefoot toad)
Lineage: Eukaryota; Metazoa; Chordata; Amphibia; Anura; Pelobatidae
Product: eosinophil granule major basic protein 1-like
Exons: 5
Coding region: 34-564 (176 amino acids)
Source: RefSeq, a predicted model, not a curated record
UGUUGUAACCGUUUAUUUAUUUUUCUGUUUAAGAUGUUUACAUUUAUGUUGUUGCUGUGUUUGGUGGGGUCUAUCUACACUCAGGAGUCUGGGGAUAAUGUUCAGGAAGACUAUGAAAUCCAAAAUAAUAUAGAACCCUUCCCUCUAAAUGAUGACACAUCUGAAGACCAUCUGGAGGAUUCUCUGCCUUCUGAUAAAAUCACAAUUGGUGAUAAAUGUAAAUCCUACAAAUUUUAUAACAGUCAUCUUACCUUUAGUGCUGCUCAGGGAAUCUGUAGACGGUAUGGUGGGAAUCUCUGUUCAAUUCACAGCGCAAGGACCAACAGAUGUGUUUCGAAUCUGGUGAGGAGAGCAAACAGAAGUGUAACAUUGGUCUGGAUUGGUGUGAGGAACUAUGGAGGAAAUUCUCCAUUCAGAAAUGUAGAUGGCACUCGACUGGACUACACCAACUGGGGAUGUGGGCUAUCUUCCAGUAUUAGUAGGUGCGCUGCCCUCAAUAUUCACACUGGACAAUGGCACACUUUCCAUUGUGGGAUACGUUUUCCAUUUGUUUGCACCUACUAGCAAUUUGGUUAACCUGCAACCUGCAACACCUUUCACUCUUUAUGGGCAUUCCAGACCCAGCUUAAUAUGCAUUUGUAAACAUAUUUUCAAUAAAGUUUGAAGCAAAAUGUGUAUAA